Molecule: messenger RNA, 5079 nt
Organism: Oncorhynchus nerka (sockeye salmon)
Lineage: Eukaryota; Metazoa; Chordata; Actinopteri; Salmoniformes; Salmonidae
Product: leucine-rich repeat and fibronectin type-III domain-containing protein 2-like
Exons: 4
Coding region: 230-2629 (799 amino acids)
Cellular component (GO): postsynaptic density membrane; cell surface
Molecular function (GO): protein binding
Source: RefSeq, a predicted model, not a curated record
GUGAUGGUCACAAUGAGCUCAGGACCAAGGCCUUUGCUAAAUUGUAAAGAUAAUGGAAGCCUGACCUAAGGGGACUCCUCCACUUAAUUAUCCCCGACCGGAUCUCUGUUAACCAUUCCCUCUGGUGUGGUGGUCAGAGACGUGCAGGCUGUGAUUGAUGGGUGGCACCCUGUGAGUGAACCUAUGGCAGUGAAACCACACAAUACAGAUUCCUUUGUGUGACUCUACCAUGGACCACAUCCUCUGUUGCCUGCUGGUCCUGGGAACCGCAGUGUUGAUGGCCCACGCAUGCCCAAAGUACUGUGUGUGCCAGAACCUGUCCGAGUCCCUGGGGACCUUGUGUCCCUCCAAAGGCUUGCUCUUCGUCCCACUGGACAUCGACAGGCGCACUGUGGAGCUCCGGUUGGGCGGAAACUACAUCCUCCGCAUCACCCAGCAGGACUUUGCCAACAUGACCGACCUGGUGGACCUGACGCUCAGCCGCAACACCAUCAGCUACAUCCAGCCCUUCUCCUUCAGCGACCUGGAGACCCUGCGCUCCUUACACCUGGACAACAACCGUCUCAUAGAGCUGGGUCCUGAUGAUCUCCGGGGCCUGGUCAACCUGCAGCACCUCAUCCUUAACAACAACCAGCUGGGACGCAUCUCGGACCGGGCCUUGGAAGACCUGGCACCCUCCCUAGAGGAUCUGGAUCUGUCCUACAACAACCUGAGGAGCCUGCCCUGGGACUCAGUCAAGCUGAUGGUCUCUCUCCACCAGUUGAGUCUGGACCAUAACCUCCUGGACUUCAUCCCUGAGGGGACCUUUACUGAUCUAGAGAGACUGGCUCGCCUGGAUCUCACCUCCAACCGACUGAAGAAGCUGCCCCCAGACCCCAUCUUCGCAAGGGCCCAGGAUUCAUUGAUGAUGACCACUCCCUAUGCCCCCCAGCUGUCCCUUGGCAUCGGGGGGAACCCCCUGCAUUGUAACUGUGAGGUGCUGUGGCUGCGGCGGCUGGAGAGGGACGAUGAUCAGGAGACAUGCGCUUCCCCUUCCAACCUGAAGGGGCGCUACUUCUGGUAUGUGAGGGAGGAGGAGUUUGUGUGCGAGCCACCCCUCAUCACUCAGCACACCCACAGGAUGCUGGUGCUGGAGGGCCAGAUGGCCAGCCUGAGGUGCGAGGCCAUUGGAGACCCCACCCCCACCAUCCACUGGAUGGCCCCUGACGACCGUGUCCUUGGCAACUCGUCCCGAACCGUCGUCUACGGCAACGGCACCCUGGAGAUUCUCAUCACCACCUCCAAGGACUACGGUACCUUCACCUGCAUCGCGGCCAACGUGGCCGGGGAGUCCACCGCCUCAGUGGAUCUGUCAAUCAUCCAGCUGCCCCACCUCAGCAACGGCACCGGUCAGGCCUCACAGCCCAAGUCCCGCCUCUCGGACAUCACCGGCACCACCAGGAUAAGCAAGGGGGUUCCAAAGACCCCCCCGGAGAAAGUGGUCACUGUGUCAGAGGUGACAGCCAUUUCAGCCUUGGUUAAGUGGACCGUCAGCAAGGCAGCGCCCAAGGUAAAGAUGUACCAGCUCCAGUACAACUGCUCCGACGAUGAAGUCCUCAUCUACAGGAUGAUCCCGGCCUCCAGCCAGGCCUUCCUGGUGACCAACCUGGUGUCUGGGACCAAGUACGACUUGUGUGUCCUGGCCGCCUGGGACGACACCGCCACCACCCUGACGGCCACCAACGUGGUGGGCUGUGCCCAGUUCUUUACCCGCGACGACUACACACAGUGCCAGUCUCUCCACAGCCAGUUUCUGGGGGGCACCAUGAUCCUGGUGGUGGGUGGCAUCAUCGUGGCGACGCUACUCGUCUUCAUCGUUAUCCUGAUGGUACGCUACAAGGCCACCGACCAUGAGGGGGGUGGCAUCGGGGGGAGCGGCAAGCUGACCAGCGUAAGUGACACCCACUCACAGACCAAUGGGGGCCGGCUGGGACAGAACGGCGUGCCCCUUCCCCUGCCCAAAACAAAGGCCAAAGUGACCCUCCAGGAUGAGGUGGUGGAGUUUAAAUGUGGUUCCCUCCAGAGCACCUCGUCCUCAUCCUCGUCGGGGGGCUCGGUGGUCGGGGAGGGUUCCUACAGCCCCAACAGCACCCUGGCCAUUAUGUGGAGGCAGGCUGCCCCCUCUAAGCCCAGGGCAAACCUGGAUCAUCUGCUGGGGGCCUUCAACUCCCUAGAGCUCCGGGGGGCCCAGGGCAGGGGAGACCUGGGGGAGCCCUCAUCCAGCAGUAGCACCCCGGUGGCGGGUAGCGAUAGGCCCCACACGGACAGGGAGCCCCUGCUGGGCCGGACAAUGGACUCACGGCUGAGCCGGUUGCUCAUGCUGUCUCAUGACUCCAAACCAAAAAGGAGCCAGUCGUUUGACAUGGGGGACUGUAUGGAUACAGAUCAACAAACAGACCAAGCGAUGGCCUCUAGCACCUCCACUGCCACAACGCCGGUGUGCAGUUACCCGCGGCGCAUCAGCAACAUCUGGACUAAGAGGAGCCUGUCUGUGAACGGCAUGCUGCUACAGUGUGACGAGGAAGGGGAUAUGGGGGGGAGCAAGGGGACCUUCGACAGCCAAGAGUGGGUCAUGGAGAGUACUGUCUAGGAGAGAUGAGGACUUGCUUUGUGUCUUCUAAAACACUGCCCCAGAGAGAUAGCAAUACGCCUCAGUUCUGAUAGACCUCCAGGCUGGAGGAGAAGUCCAUGCCUCCUCCCUCCUUGUCCUGCAUGGAAUUCAUUCAUGUUAAUCUAUUGUGGAUGUUCCAUUUUUGUGACAGAUAUGUACAAAGUUCACCCAAGUGGGUAAGUCGGCUAACGACGCUUGGUGGAGGGAGCUGAUUCGUGGAGUGAGGUUGUUUUGUGUUUGUAUGUGUGUGUUCUCUACAUGGGGAGGGGGAAUGCACAGUAAUGGUCAACUACAAACUACACGUAAGACAUGCAAUGAAACCUAGGAAAUGGGAAGCAGGCCUGUUGUUCCUGAGGAGGGCCAUGGUUUCUCUGACACGAGGAACGUGAAACAAAUCACUGUAUUUGUUGACUUGUAAAUUGGCAUAACACUGAAAGUCCAUCUUGUUACUGUUGCUGAGAUGGUGGGCCAUGCAUGGCUCUGGACUAAUACUGUUGUAAGGGAAUAUGAAAUAUAUAAUGAAUUUAAUGUUUUUACAUGUUUUAUUUUGCUGAUCAAACACACAUUGUCUAAUACUGUUCUUCCCCUCUAUACACGACGGGGCUCUGACUUCAAAAUGUGCAUUAUGAAAAACCUCAAUAUACAGUCAGGUCCAAAAUGAUUGGCACCCUUGAUAAAGAUUAACUAAAAAGACUGCACAAAAUAAAUAAUACAAAUACUGAGCUAUAUUGUAUGCAAAAAAAGGACAUUAUAUUAUUUUGUACUAAUACAUUUGCUCAGAGAAAGAGGUGACAUCAAAAUAGAGCUCUUUGGUUAAGUACACCAGAGGUGGGUUUGGUCUGGAAACAUAUGCAUAAAAGUUCCUCAUACCUAUGGUAAAAUAUGAUGACGCAUCUGUAAUGUUAUGGGGCUAUUUUGUAUCCACUGGUCCUGUGGCCCUUGUUAAGGUCAACGGCAUCGUGAACUUUACCGAUUACCAGAAGAUUGUAGCCAACCUGGCAGGUUGCCUCUGCCAGGAGACACUUUGACGUAACUGGAUCUUCCAGCAAGACAAUAACCCCAGCGCACAUCAAAAUCUACAAAGAAAUUGUUUAUUGACCACAAAAUCAACAUUUUGCAAUGGCCAUCUCAGCCUCCACUUGAACCCCAUUGAAAACCUGCGGUUUGAAUUGAAGAGGGCAUUCUAUAAGCACAGAUGAAGGAUGCCAAGGAUCUGGAAAGAUUCAGUAUGGAGGAACGAUCUAAGAUCCCUCCCAAUGUAUUCUCCAAUCUCAUAAAACAUUUGAGAAAAAGACUCAAAAGCCCUUUCCCUGAGUGUAAAAUAAUAUGAUUUACAUUUUUUUAAAUGUAGUUUGUAUUAUUUAUUUUUUGUUCCUCUUUAACAAGGGUGCCAAUAAUUAUGGACCUGACCGUAUAUCCAUCCGCAUUUUUUUAUAUCUGCAGAACCAUUCAUUUCUUAACCCAUUCUGACUCAAUGGUACUGUGUGUAUAUAUAUAUAUAUGUACACUUUAUAUAGGUAAUUUAGUUCAUCAUAAAAAAAUGUAUAUAUGAAAUUAUUUCAUGAAACCCCGUAUUUGAAUAUUUUAACUUUGUAUACAGAAUGUUUAUUUGAGGCUUCAUUAAAUAAUGCCAUAUCUGGUUCCUAUCAAGUUGUAUUCAUGUAUAAAGCGAGCAAACAAUUCAUUCUCAAAAUCAUGAAAUAUUUUAUUUUUAAGAUAGCAAUGUGAAAUGGGUAAGGUCUUAAGUGAAAAUGUAACUGUUUUCGUGAUGUCACUUAAAAGGUUCAUUAGAGGAGAGUCCUAUGAUUAGUUUCAGCAAAAGAACAUGGCCCCUGUUGGCCUCUAAAUCAAUUAACCCAGUAUAGAGCUAACAACCAGCAGGAGUUUACCCUCUCUUGCACAGAAAGAUUAAGCCCUCAGAAAAACUGCAGAUCAACAUGCUCAAUCUUUGAGAGACAAGCAUCCUUCUCCAAUUCCAAUAAACAUUUUUACUUUUUCAUGUGCACUACCAUUCAAAAGUUUGUGGUCACUUAGAAAGAUCCUUGUUUUUGAUAGAAAAUCUUUUUUUUUUUUCAUUAAAAUAACAUCAAAUUGAUCAAAAACACAGUGUAGACCUUGUUAGACAUUGUUAAUGUUGUAACUGACUAUUGUAGCUGGAAAAGGCUGAUUUUUAAUGGAAUAUCUACAUAUAUCUGCGUACAGAGGCCCAUUAUCAGCAACCAUCACUCCUGUGUUCCAAUGGAAUGUUGUGUUAGCUAAUCCAAGUUUAUCAUUUUAAAAGUGAUCAUUAGAAAACCCUUUUGCAAUUAUGUUAGCACAGUUGAAAACUGAUGUUCUGAUUAAAGAAGCAAUACAACUGGCCUUUUUUAGGCUAGUUGAGUAUCUGGAGCAUCAGCAUUUGUGGGUUUGAUUACAGGCUCAAAAUGGCC